UAGUCUCUUAUCAAGCAAUUGGAUUUUUUUUAUAAAUACUUGGCAAAGUUUGUACUCUGAACGUCCAUAUUUAUUCAUACAAUGAUGAAAAGCCCUCAAAAAACCGUAGAGUCUCGAAAAAAAAUGAAUUUAAAGCUACUGAGUUAUUCUAACCGAGUGAUGCAGCAAGUAAACAAUUUGGUUAUCAAAAGCCUAAAAUUCUUAUAAUCUCUUGCAACUAAACGCCUAGAACUGCGUCAGAAGAACACGAGGAACCGACGCUGACUGGGGAAAUUAGAGACGGGCCAUGGAUCUCCUCAAGGAAGCCAGGAAUGUCGUCGACUUCGCUACCUACUAUCCACUGCUGAACAAGGCAACUAUUGACAACGAUACCCCGACUCCAGGAUACCUCUUCGAAGAUAUCAUCAAGUUGAGCCAUCAAUCUCAAGGUCACAGGCACCACUUGGUAGAUUUCCUGAUAGCUCGUCUCCAGAUAUCGUCUUGGCCUGGGAAGCAGAAGGUGGUAAGAAUACUACACCAGAUAUGCUCGAGAGGCCACCGAGGUGUGCGGGUGUAUCUCAGAGGCAAGGAUGGAGAUCUCAGAAAAGCGGCAGCCUCUGGGGGGCCCCCGGAUCCAGUCCUGGCCAAUACGCCGCAGCUCUUUCUGAGCUCUGCUAUACAAGAACUUCUUACUCUUUUGUUUGACCCGAAAAUCAUGAAAGAAGAUGAACUAUGGCUAGCAGGAAACGAAAAUGUAAAUGAAUACGUCGCUGGGGGAGAGAAGCCUUCUGUGCCUCAAGGUUAUGGUUCGUCUGCUGUCUCGGGCAAAUAUGAAGGGUUCGGAAGCUCUCCUGUUAAACAGGGCGACAGUUUGGUUACGCAGGUGCGUGGCAUGGUCGAGCGAGUGAUAACGCAUACUGGUGAGUCGAAAGGAGUCAGUGUUGAUUUUCUGCAAGGAGAGAAGGGCGACUAUCAACCCAUCUUCCUCCCUUCCCUCGGAGCAUCCGUUCCUUCACCACAGCAGCCUUUACAUCAGUCCCACCUCCCGGGACUCACAUCUGGGCAGUUACGUAAGUUUAAGGCCCACAGAUCUGGACGAGCAGGUGGCGGUUGGGAUAGUGAUGAGGAAGGCCAAGAUACUCCGCCUUCUCCCCUCAGCUCCAACGUAGACUUUUCUUUGCCGCUUCCUGAACAGCAUUCUACAGAGGAAAUAGUAGCAGGAGCAGCAGAAGAAGAAUACAUAAUGAAGAUUCUAUAUUCAGCAUCAUGGCCUGCGGAUCCAGAUCGGCUUAUUAUAUCCUGUCGCGAGAGUGCUUCCUUUGACUUAAAUGUGUUUUUUGAGAAGGUAACAGCCAAGUUUGCAGAACUAUGUGAUGUAGGGACAAGGAGCUCAGAUUCAGCAGAAGAUAAACCAAGAGAUAUAGAUACACCAACUCAGAGUACAGAUAUUACAUCAUCAUGUGAACCUGAUAAAGUAACAGUUCAAUUAUUGAUGUUACUUCUACUUAUUGAAUUUGGGAUACACUAUGAUAUCUAUUCACCAAAUAUAGCAAAUACCCAUUUACGAAAAACCUUCCAAACAAUUUCUACAAGUAAGAAUCUAGACUCAAGAGUUCAAAUCAAAGCAAAGAAACUUCGCCUGAUUCUUGAAAAACUUCAAUGAUUAGUAUAAGUAGAAAUUGUGAUUUUUUUGUAUAUUGAGUGCACAUAUACGUUUUUCCUCUCUUUUCAUAGCUAGGUCAGAGUUCUCGGAGCACUGUGUGGAAGCUUAAGAGAGAGGAUUCAGGUAGAAGCAUAGCCAAUAUAUUUUGAAGAGAAUCUUUUAUACGGUAUUUAAAUUUGAUCUCCUUUGAUUAGGAUGUGCUUUCAAAGCUGGUGUUAAUCACAAGAUGAAGUCCUAGUUUAAGAUAUUGUAAUUAUUUAUGAUUCUGAGUGAUGACACAGCAUUCCUAGAGUUGGAAGUAAUGAUUGCGCGCUCUCGCUCUCUCUCUCUCUCUCUCUCUCUCUCUCUCUCUCUCUCUCUCUCUCUCUCUCU
Penaeus indicus is the source of this 2014-nucleotide messenger RNA. Its product is annotated as AP-4 complex accessory subunit Tepsin-like. NCBI's taxonomy places the organism in Eukaryota, Metazoa, Arthropoda, Malacostraca, Decapoda, Penaeidae. Gene Ontology annotation, cellular component: trans-Golgi network membrane. The record is from RefSeq and is a predicted model, not a curated record. The transcript is spliced from 8 exons. The coding region runs from base 287 to 1642 and encodes 451 amino acids.